This is a messenger RNA of Harpegnathos saltator (Jerdon's jumping ant), 11371 nucleotides long. RefSeq lists its product as uncharacterized. The record is from RefSeq and is a predicted model, not a curated record. Gene Ontology annotation, molecular function: protein binding. NCBI's taxonomy places the organism in Eukaryota, Metazoa, Arthropoda, Insecta, Hymenoptera, Formicidae. The transcript has 39 exons. The coding region runs from base 307 to 8838 and encodes 2843 amino acids.
AGAUUGCCGCGUUUGAUCACGUGAUCGCUCGAGUCGCUCCGAAUGCGUGCCUGCUCCGAGAUCCUCUGCGUGUACGUGUACGUCAGGAAAGCUGUCAAGUGCUCGACAUCGCGAUAGUUUGGUAAAGUCAGCUGACGCCGCGAUGCAAUCCUCCGUCGCUCGUUAACUGCGACGUGAGAUCGAUCGUGAUUGCGUGAGCUUGCAAGCAUUCGCGGAAGUGUUUGUUUUCCCACUGGGACUUGCGAAUCCAGGUACGAGGAAUUUGUUAUACACUCGAAUCCUAUCAGGAAGUCAAAGGAGGCCAAUAUGCCGCUCAGUGCAGAUAUAUCUACAGCGCUCCACUUGCUGGAGCAUGUGCAGGAACGAGUGGAUGACUGCGAUGAUCCCAAGCUGCAGAUGCAUACAUCCCAAGAUUUAAAGUCAUUGAUAUCCUUGCUAGAGGAUCCAGUUCUUCGCAGCAUAGUCACGAUUCAGGAUUCGCUGAUUGAGUUGAACACCCAAUUGGCACAUCAUCCGUCUAUUUUGCCUGGCGAUUUUGACAUCAACAUCAGUGGGCAAUUAGAACUCUCUGUACCGAGUACUCCGGUGCAGCCACUUGGACCAAAUCUUUAUCAAGAUUUGUAUCAAGACAGCAGUGAAUUGGAGGACCAGAGAGUACCAGUUGCUCCGUUAUUGCAUAGCAGCAGCGAAGACACAAGUGCACAGGUUACUAGCCCGAGCCUUGUUUCAGAAGUUAUUGGUAUGCCUCCAAUAACUACUCCUACUUACGCGAAGGAAUUUAAGAAGGUUAUCGAAGCUGCGGCAAGAGGACGACAGAUAUUCACAGUGCAGCUGUAUAAGCCGGAAGGGACGAGCCUGGGUUUCAGCGUGGUCGGUCUACGGAGCAAGGACAAGGGCGAGCUCGGCAUCUUCCUGCAGGAAAUACAACCCAAUGGCAUAGCAGGGUGCGACGGUCGAUUGGUAGAAGGCGACCAGAUAUUGGCGAUCGAUGGGCAACCCUUAGACUCGAACAUCUCCCAUGAGCAAGCAAUCUCCAUUCUUCAGAAGGCCCGUGGUCUGGUUGAGCUAGUCGUAGCGAGAAGCACCCAAGACGUUGGGAGCUCUUUGCCAACGGAUGAAUUGUCCGGUGGUUCGAGUUCGACAGCGGCCGCAGGAGCAACGUCGUCCAUCGUCGGCGGCGGUGCCGCUGCAGGGAACAACCAGACAAGCUCCGACAAGGAUCAAUCGGUGUCAGCGUCAUCCGUCGUUACGCCAGUACCGACCCCGAAGUCAAGUCAGCCGGCCAGCACCACUUCGGCGGCCACCCCGACACCUACGCAUACGCCAAUACCUACGCCGACCUCGACGCCGAUACCUGGUGGCCUCGUUAUCGAAAGGAGCCCCUCCGCCGUUAGCGACGCCUCCAAGAGUGGUUCUGACAUGGUGUUGAAUACGGAAUGGGCUCAAGUUGAAGUGAUAAAUCUCAUCAACGAUGGCAGCGGUCUUGGAUUCGGUAUCAUCGGCGGCCGUAGCACCGGCGUCGUCGUCAAAACCAUUCUUCCAGGGGGAGUUGCCGAUCGCGAUAAUCGACUCCAGAGCGGGGACCACAUAUUGCAGAUCGGCGAUGUCAAUCUACGCGGGAUGGGGAGCGAGCAGGUCGCCGCGGUUUUACGGCAAUCGGGCACACACGUGCGGCUCGUCGUCGCGCGACCCGUGGAGCCGACUUCGCCGGAUUACCAGGCUCUCGGGAGUCACGCUCCGAUCGUCCCUACGAAAAUCCUCGGGGAUCCGGACGAGUUGGACAGGCAUCUGGUGCACAGCGUCUCGGACAGCUACAACGCGCGACACGCGCAGGGUGACUCGAGCUACGACGGAUAUAUGUACUCGCAGGAAUCCGACAUUGAAAUGCACGCAAGACCCGGUCUCAUCAUGGACGUGGUACGCAACCCAAUGCCAAUUGGAGCGAUGCCAGUUAUACCGGCGGUGCCACUUCCGGUGCAACUGCAGGAUUUACCGGUGCUCACCAUGGAGCCUCUCGAUAUUAAUUCACUGCCAGAAAUGGAGCGCUUCACGGUCGAGCUUACGAAGGACAUCUACGGCCUCGGGAUCACGAUCGCCGGAUACGUCUGCGAGAAAGAGGAACUUUCCGGGAUUUUCGUCAAGAGCAUCAGCGAGGGUAGCGCGGCCGAUCUCAGCAAUAAGAUCCAGAUAAAUGAUCGAAUAGUGGAGGUGGACGGACAUUCUCUACAGGGCUACACUAAUCACGAGGCCGUGGAGGUGUUGAGGCGCACGGGGCAGACGGUAGCCCUCUGCUUGGAGCGAUAUCUACGUGGACCAAAGUUCGAGCAGCUUCAACAGGCGAUCGCCGCGAGCGAAUCAAGACUACCUCAGCCGAGUUCCCCGUCUAUAACGAGCCUACCUAGUUUCCCCAUGAGCGCGGAUGGAGAAACCACCACUGAGAUCGAGCCGGAGGGUGAAUCCCACACCACUGUAGACAGCGCGAUUCUGCAGGAAGGCGAGCGCAUCAGAACGUCGGACGAGCAGGAUGACGCGACCAACGUGGAAGCGCUAUUGAGCGAUCCCUCGAGCGAGCUUACGCCUCAGAUCCGCGCUGCGAUCAAGUCCAAGUGGCAGAAGAUCGUCGGGCCAGACACCGAAAUUGUGGUCGCCCAACUGAAAAAAUUCGCCGAAGGCAGCGGUCUCGGAAUCAGCCUGGAGGGAACAGUCGACGUGGAGAACGGCCAAGAAGUCAGGCCUCAUCACUAUAUACGUUCUAUUCUGCCGGAGGGCCCCGUUGGACAGAACGGCACGCUACGCUCCGGAGACGAGCUGCUAGAGGUAAACGGCUACCGCCUAUUGGGCAUCAAUCACAUGGAAGUGGUUAGCGUGCUAAAAGAGUUGCCUAUACAUGUUCGCAUGGUUUGCGGAAGGAACAUCGCCUCGCAAGAUCCGCUUUGUCCUAUCGACACCGCUCAGCAUCAGGCCGCCUUCCAAACUAGAAGCAUCCUCGGCGGGUCACUGCAGAACUUGUUGCCCACGAUGGAUCGGCUCGUAAAAGCAAAAUCGGACGGUUCCUUGGCUUCUACGACGACCACGGCCACGGUGACUGACGCGAGUCUAAACAAAAUGAAGUCGCGUUCGUUGGAACCGCUGACCGGUCUGGCGAUGUGGAGUUCCGAGCCGCAAAUUAUCGAAUUGGUUAAGGGAGAGAGGGGCCUUGGGUUCUCCAUUUUGGAUUAUCAGGAUCCAAUGAACCCCAACGAAACUGUGAUAGUAAUACGGUCGCUCGUGCCCGGCGGCGUGGCGCAGGUCGACGGGCAGUUAAUACCGGGUGAUCGGCUUCUGUUUGUGAACGACAUCGCAUUAGAGAACGCAACACUGGACCAGGCCGUGCAGGCCCUGAAAGGUGCCCCGAAGGGGACCGUACGCAUCGGCGUGGCCAAGCCGCUGCCAAUACCAGACAGUAUUGUCCAGAGGGUGACGCCGAUUCGCAAGAUCAAACGGAGCAGAAGUUUUCCCAAUGAGAGCGAGACGACCGAUCGCGUGGCCGAGCUCGAGGAGCUGCUCUCUUCGAGAUCAGGUUUGACGGAAUCGUCGACGAACAAGCCGCAGGUCGACGAGGACGAGGAGGACGACGAGGACCACUGGAAGGACGCCUCUCCGGUCACACCGAUCUGCAGCCCGGCACGACGACCUCCCAAGCUGCAGCGUCACGACAAGCGCUCGCCCACCAGGUACAUCGAUGUCGACAACGACGUCGAGAUCAUCCACGAGUUUUACCCCACGACGUCGAAGACGAUGCACGAGGAGACGAGCAUCGUGUCGUACGGCGGCACGAUCAUCGUCGAGACCACGAGGAUACCCAGGCACAGCAAGGACGUGUCGGCGAGGAUGGAGAAGGUGGCGCCGAAGGUCAAGUUAAAGAAGCAGCCGUCCGUUGAGCCGGACCGCGUACCGCCCGUGCAGGAGGAGCCGUCCACCAGCGCGCGCGAAGACACGCCGAAAGUCUCGACCUCGAGGAGGUCAUCGCGGCAGGCCGCGGAGCGUGGUAAGAGCGUGAAACGCCGCGGCAGCUUGGAGUCCGAAGGCCGUACGUCCACGUCGAGGGAGACGCUGGAGAAGUCGGACACGUCGUCGGAGAAGGGCGCCAAGAAAAAGGUCUUCGCAGAGAGGCAGGACGGUAAGAAGCGGUCGAGGAAGUCGGACGGCAAGCGCGCCGGCAAGGUCGACCGGCGGAUCGAGGCGGACUCGUCGAGGCGGAAAGCGGACUCGCUGGAGGACGAGGAGUCCAAGCGGAAGGAUCACGUCGAAACUUACCGGCGUUCGCGCGAAGAGCGGAAAAGCUUGAAGGAGCAGGAGUGCAUCGAGAGGGUGACGGAGUUCUUGACGAGGCACAGUAUCCCGAUUUACCCGGACAGCGGUGGCGGAGCCAACCUCGAAGCGGCGGAGCCGCUGGAAGUUCCUCCCAAGCUCGUCGUGGACGAGCAACCGCAGCAACGAGUCAGACGUCCGUCGGCUGUUGGCGGAGAGGGAGAAGUCGAGCACGCCGCGACAACCCCCGAUGCAUCAAUCGCGUCUGUGAAGCGAAGGGAGAGCCUAAAGAGUGUACCCGAAGCGGAGGAAGCAAAGGACUAUCCGCGGGAUUCAACGGCGGUCGCGAAAGACGCGGGAAGAACCUCGGAUAGUAGAAAGCAACGGCGAACUUUGGAGCGUGCCCCUGUGGCCGUCUCGGACGUCCAGCAAUUGGAAGCGACGGCUGUUCAAGAACCCGCGAAGCGACCCAGCUCCUUGAGAAAGAGAAGGGACUCCUUUUCCAGAGAGUCCUCGAGAGAAUCGCUGUUGGAGGAGAAGAAGGGCGUGAGGAUUCAAGAGGACGUUCAGGAGAUCUUCUUCGAGGACACCAGCGAGCAGGUGGCCGACUUGUUGCCGGAAGUACAGCUGGUGACCGCGAGGAUUAUCACGACGGAGGAAGCGUCCGCGAUACGUUUUGAGGAAGCAGCCACGAGGAUCGAAGUCCACUCGCCGCCGGAAGUGGCCAUUGUGUCCGAAACAUUCAGGCCGAAAAUCCUGACGCGAGCGCCGUCGCCGGAAGCCGUCGUCGACGUCUCGUUGUUGCAGUUACCCGCCUUAGCGAAGUCCACUUCGGAGAGUACCUUGACGGAGGACAAACUGCUGACCGUCGGCGAGGACAAGAAGAUCUCCGUGAGGAACCUCAAGCCGGAGAUCCUUCUGGAUCUGUCCAAAGUCUCCGAUAACGGUGAAGACCUCGACGACGCGAUCGAGAGCGGCAAGGAAGUCAAGGAGAGGCGACUCAGUCGAGCUGGAAGUGAAGGUUCGAAAAGAUUGCAGAAGCCUCAGCUGCAGGAACAGUUUCCCUUCAAGAUCGGUAGCAUCGCGCAGCCGGACAGGCCGGAACUGACGAUUCUGCACGAGGCGGAGAAGGCGGAGAGUGUCGGGGACCUCGAAAGAAAGAUCGCGAAAGAAGACGGCAGUGUUUCCAGCAGCGAAGUUCGACGCGAGUCCAGGGAAUCCAUCCGCUCUCCUCCGAAGGACCUUGCGAUCUCUCCGAGGCUCGGCGACGUUCUCGACCGAGUGAGACAGGCGACGCAGGAUCUCCGAAAAGAGGGGCAAAAGGCGCCGUUACCGCGACAGGACGAGGCCCAGAGGGAGGACUCGAGAAGAACUCGCUGUUAUGAUCAGAGUCCGUUGCAGCAGAAACGAUCGCCGUUGCUGGAGGAAGUAGCCCGCAGACCGGAGGAGGAUAGUCUGAUCUGCAAGGAACACUCUCUCGAAUACCAGAGUCAGACUCUCGAGAGCCAGUCGGACCACCUGUUCCAUGAAGUGAUUAUAUCGUCCUUGGAGGACCUACUACAGUCGGUGCCCGAGAGCUGGAGCCGCGAGGUCUACGAGGAGAGCGUCGAGGAGGUAGAGCACAGCUUCAAGGAGACGCAGUACUCGCCGAAGGAGAAGCGCGACGUACAGACGCAGACCGUUCAGGAGUCCAAGAGCACGCAGUGCAGUCCGGACCAGAGCGUGUCGAGUCCUUGCGAAGAGCCACCCCGGAUCAGCCCCUUCCACGUCAGCCAGAGGUACUUCCAAAGUCCCAGGCGGGAGGUGCAGACGCAGACUCAAGGCGAGAACAAGAGCGUCCAAUGUUGCUUGGACGACUUGGGGAGGCUCGAUAAUCUGUGGAGAGGCGACAGUCCGGCCAGGUCGGAUCAGGCGCAAGAGUCGAAGAGUGUUCAGUGUGUGCCGGAGGAUAUCGUCAAGUCACCGGUGAAGUCGCGGUCUUCUUCACGGGAGGACUCGCUGCGCAGCCCACGGCGAGAGGUCGAGGUGCAGACCUACCAGGAGUCGAAGGCGAUUCAAUGCAGUGACGACGAGCUACUCGAGGCUGAUCAGGCUAGUACCGAUCGUCCAAGCACACAGCAGAGCAGACCGACCAGCUCGACGUCGAGGAAGACUGAGAGCUCGCCUUCGUCGAGCUCCAGCUCGCCGCGCAAGUUUCCUACGGUCGUCUUCGUGGAGGGCAAGAAGGACAUGACUGUCACAAACAGGGAGCACGAUGGCGACGUCACCUGGUCCAAACACUGGGGUCCCGAGAGACUGGUGGAGAUCUACAGAGAGCCGAAGACCAGUCUGGGACUCAGCAUCGUCGGCGGAAAGGUACGACGAAAGGUCGAUUUGCGCAACGGCGGCAGCAGUAACUCCCAGAACAUCUCCGGGAUAUUUAUAAAGAAUGUCUUGCCGAACAGUCCGGCCGGGAGGACCGGCGGUCUCAAGAUCGGAGAUAGAAUAAUCGAGGUGGAUGGUGUGAAUCUACGGCAGAGCACGCACGAGCGCGCGGUGGAAGUGAUUCAAGCCGCCGGAAAUCCCGUCUGCCUCCUCGUCCAGUCGCUGGUGCAUCUGAGUCCGGAGCACGGCGGCGGCGCGGCCCAGGAGGAGAAAGCCGGCCGGAAGAGUCACACGUCCGCUUCCAGUAUCAGCCCCGGGACGCCAACGGCCUCUUUCCGCCAUAAACCAUCGCCGAUCUCGCCAGCGAGGUCCAUCACGCCGGAAGUGAUACAGCCAGGACUCGAGGACGGCAACGCUCCGGGCGUCACGCGCGACGACUUCCGCAAGCAAAGCUCGAAGAGAUCGGAUGGCUCAGUUCCCAGCUCGCGAAGAUCCUCCAUGAAGAAGUCAAUUCGCAAACCGGCCGUGGCGUCUCCCGCGAACUCGGACAUCCUCCGCGAGGUCAGCGAGGAGCGGGAGGGUCAUGCAACCGGCGCGGAACCACCCACCAAAUCCACCAAGUAUUCCUCGGAUGAGAGCUCGGAUGAGGACGAGGAGGACACUCGCAUGCUCGAGGGGAACGUGUACACGAAGAGCGGUGUCGAGAUCUCGAGGAAGAGCGCCGGGAACGUGAAGCGCACCAAGGCGGAGAUCGACGCGGAUCCCGAGCCGGAGGAUGAGUUCGGCUAUACAGCCAUGAAGAUACAGAAAAAAUAUCAGAAUCUAGGGCACCGAGUGUUGAUGGUUAUCCUGGAGAAGGAUAGGCGAGGACUAGGCAUCUCCUUGGCCGGGCACAAGGACAGAAACCGAAUGGCGGUGUUCGUUUGCGGCCUGAACCCAAAGGGUGCGGCUCACAAGAACGGCGGGCUUCUCAUCGGCGACGAGAUAUUGGAGGUGAACGGUUGCGUGUUGCAAGGACGCUGUCAUUUGAACGCUUCCGCCCUCAUCAAAGGCAUGAUCGGCACUUGCUUCAAGAUCAUCGUUUACCGGAGAUUGAAGGCUGUCGACGACAUCGCUGUGAAGCCGAUAGUUCAAUUCCCACCGACCUUGGAUGACGCCGAUCAAUUCAGCCAGUACAAGGGAGUCCGCAAUCUGCCAGUGAAGAAGGGUCAAUACGGCCUCGGCAUCAUGAUCAUCGAAGGGAAGCACGCGGAAGUGGGGCAGGGCAUCUUCGUGUCCGACAUUCAAGAGGGUAGCGCCGCUGAACAGGCUGGAUUACAAGUGGGCGAUAUGAUUCUGGCGGUUAACAUGGAUAGCUUGGCCGGCUGCACGUACGAUGAGGCGACGUCGUUGCUGAAGAAAGCGGAGGGCGUCGUGACGUUGACGGUGUGUAAUCCGAACCAGAGCAAACUGGAGCAGGAGCAGAAGGAUAAGAGCAAGGACAAGGACAAGGGGAAGGUUAGUGGCGUCGCUGCGCCUUCUUCAGCCGCAGCUACGGAAAAGACGCCGCAGAAGAGCGCACCGGCAGCAGCUGCCAAAGAGCCGGAAAAACCUGCGGCGCCGCAGGAUCCGAAGGACUGCAAAAUAACGGUAGGCUCGGAAACGACGAUAGAAUUCCAGAAGGAGAAGGACAAAGGAAUAGGCUUGACCAUCGCCGGCGGCUCAGACACCCCGAUGAACGGGGUCUUCAUUUUGGAAGUGUCUCCCGAUAGUGCAGCUGGAAAAGAUGGUCGACUGCAGGCCGGCGAUCAGAUACUGAACGUGUGCAACGAGAAUUUUAAGCAAAUUGAGCACGAAAAAGCCCACGUAGCACUUUUGAAGGCUUCUUUGAGUGGAACUAUCACAAUGACGGUAUUGCGCCACGAGAAGCCAGCCGACGAGAUCGAUGUCGAGCUGCAGAAAAAGCCCGGCAAAGGAGCCGGUUUCUGUAUGCGUGGCUUCGUGAGCGGCAAGGGAGCCUACGUGUGGGACCUGUUACCAGCCAGCAGCGCCCUCGAAAGCGGCAAGAUCUGCAAAGGCGACCGCAUCCUGGCGAUCUGCGGGCAAGACGUUCGCGAGGCUCCCGUGGACGAUAUCGCCGUUUACAUGAAGACAUCCAACCCGCUGCAACUAAAGCUGGCCAGGUACAAAUCCGCCAAACAAUGACAGGGUUCUGCGGGUGGAACUCUCGACACGCGUCCCGACGUACGGAGAAACACCUACAGACACUGUGGAUUCUAGUGUGAUAUAUAAAUGAAGUAACGUUUUAACCAUAAGUACUUUUGUUACGAGAGUCGCGUCAUCAUUGUCGCGACUCGCCCUACUAGAGUUACACGUCAACAUCGUCGAUCGAUCUUGCCGUUUCGCGCAGCGACCGAGUCGCCGUGCGUCACCGAGGAGCUACCUAGAGGAAGAAGAGGAACAGGACAUAAAGGAAAUGCAUGUGCACGGACUCGAAGUGUCGGAUGGUGAAACAGAAAAAAGGGAGGAACUUUUCUAGCCACCUUGCAGAGAAAAAAGCGAAAAUUCGCCGGGCAGCCUGGACCUCAGCCAAUCGACGUCAACCGGCGGCCGUCGAUCAAGUUCGCAAACGAUUCCGUCUGCCGACGCGCUCACGCUCGCACACAAGUGUAGCCGAUCAUGCGGCUCAGAUCUCAUUACACACAUGGCGUAGUGUGUUUGCGUAACGAGCAGGUCUGAGUGUCACGCGAUCGCGCGAGCUAAUUGUCAUCGUUAUCGCCGGUCACUUGUACACACGCAUACAUACAUAAAUAUGUACACACACACACACACACACACACAUGAGCUCGUCGUCGUCUCGUUCGUGACGGAUAAGUAGGACAGGUAACAAUCGAUAAUAACGUCUGGUCCGCAUCAAGACGUGCGGGUGAUGCUCGCAACCGAGGGGAAAGGCCGCGCGAUCACUCGAUCAUCUAUGUUCUCUUCUCUUCGGAGACACGUCGCCCUCCUUGCAUCUUGAUACAAAAAUCGAACGAGGAAGCAUACGAAAAAUAUAAAAAAAGACAUUGCUUGGUACGUUUCAUAUUACACAUCGCAUAUACUUAAGAGACAGUUAAAUCUUAGGAGCGACUGUAGAGCGUGCGUUCUCGAUCCGCCAAGGACGAAAGCGUUUUUACCAGAGGACAAGAUAAAACAAGACAAGACUCUAGUCCCGCCCCGAGGCCGGCGUUUCGGCGUGUCUUCGCCUUAAUCGAAUCCGCAUUCGCGUCGCGACCGUAUCCGCAACCGCCGUAGCCGAUAUAAACGCAUUAUUGUCCCUCAUAAUUGUAUUUUUCAAUAUUACUAACAAUAAGCGAGAACGCGCGGACGCGCGCGAUGCUCGAGCUGCGCCGAGAAGUGUCACCCGUUCUUCUUCUCUUCGAGGUAAAAAGGAGAGAAAAAGGAAGACGAUCGGAAGAAGUCGCCGCGAUGUCGGCCGAGUCCGUUCGUCCGAGGACGAGGAGAGGCGCAACUUUUCCUAACUUGUAGCUUCGUACGUGAACCGACGGACGCAUGAAUCCAUGGCGAUUUAAACAUUCGAAUGACGCGGAUUUGGUACGAAUUACCCGUCGCCAUUCGCAAGUGACGACGAUGCGACUGACAAAGGCGCAGCUCGUAUAUCGGCCGUCGUGCUUAUCGCGGAUAAAUAGAAUACAGCCUAAGGGUCAUUAGAGGUAUCAUCCUUCGUGCGUAGUUUGAACGAACGUAUGAACGAACGGGUGAACGAACGAACGAACGAAUGAGGAGCGGUCGCGGCAAACGUCGAAACGCCGAUCGAGAGGUCAUCGUUUAGUAGUAAGUGCUCCGGAGACGUGCGCUCGAGAUUAUCCUCUCGCGGUCUCACCGCACCGUGACAUGUUUCCAACACCAAACGGCGAGUCAUCCCGAGUGUUCAAGCGUAUCUUCAUGCUUUGACGAUCGUCAACGGCAGAUGAGAAAGCUAGACUGGCUUGUUGAGAGUACACAUUUAGUUACAGUUAAUGCUAUUAUUAACUAGUCCUUAGCUUAGAAAUUUUCAGGGUGAACGAGAGAGAGAGAGGGUGUGAGAGAAAACAAAGGAGGAAGUGAUGACACAAACACACCCAGAACACACAGAGAGAAAUUAUAUAUAUAAAUAAGAAUAUAUUAUAUAUAAGAGUAUAGAUAUAUGAAGAUAUAGAUAUAAAUUAUGCAGAGUCUAUAAUAGUAAAAAGUCGCGGAGCAUGUUUAUUUGACGAGUCAUUGGUAUCUCCAUCGUGUGACUGAUGUUCUAUACGUUCUCAUGGGACGUUUUGCAUUCGAAUUUCCCAUAGUUUUAUUGUAGCGAGGAAACGAAAAAAAGAAAAAAAGAGAGGAAGAAAGAGAGACGUAAAAGUACGUACACGCGUCUGUAGCAUUUGUAGCCGCGUGAAUGAGCGGAAAACUCGUUCUCCAGUUGGCGCCUGCGAAAAUCGCCUGUCCGUCGUAUCUGUCGUCGUCGAGUUCAAAGCUGCGCCUCGAUCGUUAUUUCGAAAUGUCCGCUAUCAGAUUUCUGAUAGCUUGGAACCCGAUAUUCGCCCCCAGCGCACGGAGUCGCCUCUCGAGAGAUCCUCGAGCCACGGGAGAUCCUCUCUAUCUGUUUCUGUCCUUCUCUCUUUCUCUCUCUCUGACUCUCGCUAGCGAUGGCGCCGGAAAUAUGAUCGUUCAUAGAAGCGCAUCGUUGUUUACAGUAAACGGAAAA